AUGGCUCCUCGUCGCACACGUGCUAAAAAUGCUACCACCCAUCUGGCCGAAAAACAAGCAGAUGAUGACCACUUGGCAGCAGCCAGGGCAGAAAAGGAAGCAGAUGCCCUAGCAGGGCUCACCAGACUAGCAGAAAUGCAGGUCCAGAUAGAGGCUACACAGGCUCAAGCUGCUGAUAAGCCCAAGGCAGUCAGACCGCGACCGGUUCCAAAGGGUCGCCAGCCACAUGCCAGCCAAUCAGAGGAACCUUUUUCUAAGGCAGGUCGCCAGUAUGCCAACAAUAUGGAUGGUCCUGGUGAGACGUCAAACGUGAAGGAUCAGAUUUUUGACGAAGAUGAGUCAUUGGGUGGUAGCAAUAUUGAAAUUCCAGGCGGUACAAAGCAGAAGUCAAAGAAGCAAACACUUAAGGCGGCGAUCUCAGGUGUUAGGUUCCAGAUUGAUGCAGAUGUCAAUGAUGCGCGUGCAAACAACGAGAAAGGCAACUCCGAAACAAAAUCUGCUCUAGGUGGUCACAUUCAAAACUGGAGGACAAGGGUUCCCCUGAAAUCAAAUUCCGAGCAAGAAUUGCUUACCACUGCCACUCAACCGCUGCCUUCAAAUUUUUCCAAUGCAUCGAAGAGGACCUCCGUCAGUUCAUAUGCACCUCCCCCUCCUAGCAGCAAAGAGGACAAUAUUGAGGACCUUGUUGGAGCUUUUGGAGAUGAGGACUUGGAUGAAACACUCGAACGGGAGGCAGUGGCAGUUAUGACAAAGAGUCAGGGUAAACAACCAGCGAUGUCUACCAUCAGUAUUGUAUCUACUAGCACUGAUCAUGACCUCGAGCCACCAUCCAGCACUCAACCCUGCUUGAAGAAGCGCACCUUGAUGCCACUACCUUCAACACAACCCCGAGCCGUACAUGACCUCAAACCACCAUCCAGCACUCAACCCUGCUUGAAGAACCGCGCCUUGAUGCCACCACCUUCAACACAACCCCGAGCCGUAUCCAGCACAAAGAGGAAGAAGCUAGCUGAGGUCAUUGAGUUUUCUGAGAGUGAGAUCUCUGAGUUUUUGGACACGGACGAUGACCUUAUGGAGGUUGAUGGCCCGAGUGACGAAUUGGAUGCUGAUAUCAAGCCCAAGCCAGUGGUUCAGAACAGUGCUAAAGCUAUACGCACUACAACUUCUACGUCAGUGACUACCACCACUCGCAAGGCUCCUGCUCCUCCCUCAAAGAAGGUGAAACUCGAGAAAAAUACCAAACAGGGCAACAUCAAAUCCGAGGGAACGUCAACUGUGUUGCCUGGCACCUGGGUAGAACCAGUAUCGAAGGCGCGUUCAUCAUAUUUGAACACAGACCUCCCAUCAGGCUGUCAUGAGGAUGGAAAAUGGGUUCGAGUCUUUUUACCGACAGUCUUUCUGUGGCUCAGCGCACAAGAGGAACUCUGGGUUAUUGCUGAUGCUAAGUUGCUCAUGGCGUGCAAAGAAAUUUUCAAGGUUGUCUAUCCAGAUAUUCGCUACAAUGUCACCACGUCUGGGUCUGUUUUUGGUGUUGUCACACAACGUGUUGGCGAAUGGCGUAGCAACUUCGGGUCUACAGCGCUUGCUAUUGCAAUUGAUUUUUGUGCCUCCAAUCAAGAUUCAGCUCCAGCAGAACUCUCAGAACUCCUCCUUGUCAAUUAUGGCUUCCUAUACCCUAACCCUGACAACAUUGACAAGACAGAAACAUUUCGCUCUGCGUUUGUGCAGGAACUUCUCUCAACGGCACAUCUGUCUCGAAUUCUAGGACAUGCUGACGUCCCUGUUCUCAACACUCGCAACUUAAUUAGACAUGGUUUUUUCGGGGCAUUGGGGUUGUGUGCCGUUUCGCUUGAACGUGCUUUCUCUCUUCUCGCUGAUAAUACUGUUACUAUCGACCAUGAGGAUCACUUGGGGUUGCCGAUUACUGCACGGAGAGCUCGUCUCAAGACACCAAAGACCCUCAACAAAGCUACGGGCAAGGAGACGGUCUCAGAGCAUGCAUUUUCAAUUGCCAAGUGGAAAUCCAAGACUGACGCAUUUAUACGUGCGGCAGCUAAGAAGGGGGAGGCAGCAACAGAGCUCACUGUCUCAAUGGCAUGGAAGCUUCUGAAGAAACCCAGCUUCGAUAAGUACACCAGCAAUGACUCAUUCAAGGAUGAGGAUGAUCGUGCGGAUGUUUGGUAA
This is a messenger RNA of Suillus fuscotomentosus, 2184 nucleotides long. RefSeq lists its product as uncharacterized. The transcript is spliced from 7 exons. The coding region runs from base 1 to 2184 and encodes 727 amino acids. NCBI's taxonomy places the organism in Eukaryota, Fungi, Basidiomycota, Agaricomycetes, Boletales, Suillaceae. The record is from RefSeq and is a predicted model, not a curated record.